CACACACAAACAUACACACAGGAGAGCAGAGGAUGAAGUAAACCUACAAGAGACGAGCACUCGCAGAAUGGGGAGUAACCAGAGCAGUGAGACACUGCACUGUAACCGCUACCUGAAUGGACAGGGCCCCCCCUCGCUGGAGAAAGCAGCUCACUUGGGCCCCCCCACCCCCCGCACCCAGCCCCCAGGUCAGAUGACAUGGGUGGUGCUGCACAGAAAUCUGCCGGGCUACCCCCAUGACGACACCCUACAGGUCAAUUUCACCUUCCCCGAGGGCGUGCAGAUGGAGGGACACCCACAUCCUGGGCAGCCCUACCCCGGCCUGCGCCUCUGUGCCUAUGUGCCCGACAGCCGCGAUGGCCGCAGGGUCCUGUCCCUCUUGGAGAAGGCCUUCCAGCAGCAGCUGCUCUUCACUGUGUCCACAAAUGUCCACGGAGAGGAUGUGGUGUCUCCUGCCUCUGUGCCCUUGAAGACCCAGCAGGAGGGAGGUGCUAUCAUGAAUGGUUACCCAGACGAAGACUACCUGAAGAAAGUGAGGGCCGUCCUGAAGGAGAAGCUCAAUGAGUGACCAAGAGAGAAGAGGUUUAUGAAGCACUGACCAAUCAGAGGAGAGGCUUAUGAAGCACUGGCCAAUCAGAGAAGAGGUUUAUGAAGGAUCGACCAAUCAGAGGAGAGGUUUAUGAAGGAUAGAUCAAUCAGAGAUAUCCGAGAGUUUGACCAACAGUAAAGGACUGUGACAUGCACCAAACCCUGUGCUUUUGACAAUGUGAUAUUUCCGUGUACCACUGUAACUGUGCUGUGUAUUUGUCCCGUGUGUGUGAGCUGUGGGCUCUUGUACAGAAUAUAAAGAGGUACAAAUGUGGCCUGUGUUUUCUGGAAUAGUCUUCAGUGUAAUUUUGAACCAUGGGUUUGGAAUAGUGUUCUGAUCCCAGUUCAUCUCUGUAAAAGCUUCAAGCAGAGCCACUGCCCCUCUGCUCCUCCCUCCUCUUCCUCGCUCCUCUAUUCCUCUGCUCCUCCUGAGGUAAAUCACUAAAAUGUUCCUGUACUUCUGUUUAUGGACUCAGAGACAUGCAGCAGACAUUGUUUAGACUGAAUCAAAGUCUAACAGCGUGACUGAUAACAGUCCUCUGAUCAGGGACAGGGAGGGACAGAAGAAUAGAGGGACAGUGGAGGGACAGGAGGUCAGAGGAGGGACAGUGGAAAGGACCGUUCACACUGAUGCUCAGGACGAGACCAUGUCUUAGACGUUAGUAUAAAAGGCCUAUGAGGGCCAUUGUGUGAGGACAAAGUGAGCCCCCAGGGGCCUGGCCCCUGAUGUGUGAUAAGGGCCCGGCUAUGGCCCUAUGGCUGUGUAUGGCACACACGUCUAAAGGUCCAGGCUGUGGGUCCUCAGACCCCUGCUUCAUCAGAUACCGAGCAGAUACUGGGUCUGUGUGUGACAAAGAACAGUCGGACUAUGGCCUGAUUUCAGAAGGGCCCCUCAGUGUCUCACACAGAUACACGUGUUUCAUGAUUCUUGGGGACAUUACAUUCAUUUUUUGGAGACUGAUGUGAACCUUAACCAUAGUCACUACAAACCUAACCUCUCGAACCCCUCCCUAAACCCUAUAACCUUAAUCUAAACCCUAACCUAAACCAUGACUUCUCACUCUUCUCCCUCACAUUAAUCUGUUUUAAUCCAUCUGAACUUUAGACUAUGUUUUACUUUUACAUUGUCAAAUCCUGAGCAACUGAGCAGGUCUGGGCCUGCUGCCACAUAAAACCAAUGAUGAAUUUAUGUUUUUGAUAAUAAAGAAAUUACAUCAUGGGAACCUGAUAUCUGUCCUCACAGGGGCCACGAUGUGAGUGUGUACAGGUUUGAGUCCUCACACUGUGAUAAAUAGUGUCCCACACACUGGCUGCAGAUCAGAUAUUCAGAGCGAUGCAGACAGA
This is a messenger RNA of Boleophthalmus pectinirostris (great blue-spotted mudskipper), 1932 nucleotides long. RefSeq names its product deltex E3 ubiquitin ligase 3L a (gene dtx3la). The transcript has 5 exons. Bases 68 to 568 code for a protein of 166 amino acids. The record is from RefSeq and is a predicted model, not a curated record. Lineage: Eukaryota; Metazoa; Chordata; Actinopteri; Gobiiformes; Gobiidae. Gene Ontology annotation, biological process: Notch signaling pathway; protein ubiquitination.